AUGGCGCUGGGCAAGUCACGCCUGUCCCUCGCUGGGAAACAGGCACUCAAACAAUCAACGUGCCCAAAGGUCUCGAGACCUGCGUUCCUCACCACGGCAAACCCGACAAGGACAAGAAAUGCGGUCCUGACUCACACUACAAAUGCGGUGAGAAAGAGUGCUGCAGUAAAGACGGCAAUCCCCAUCUUCCCGGUCUGGUACGACAUGCCAACUCCGCAGGGUGUCAUUCUUCCUCCAGCUUUCCCCGUGAUCAGCGGAAAGCUUCCCGGCUUGCCAAAGUGCAAGGACCUCUGCGACGACAUCACCUGCAAGAUCCUAGGCUGUGGAGCUGAUGUCUGCGGGAUUCUGGCUUGUGGCGGCUUCGACACGGGCAUCUUUGGGAAGAUUCUACCCAAGAUCGGAUGCAAAAACAUCAUAAUCAAGGUGAGCUGCAAGCUGUUCAAGAUUGGAUGCUGCAAGAAAGACACCGACGAAGACAUCCCGGAACCAUGCUCAGGGAAGAACUGCUUCGAGGACGGGGGAGAUCCCAUCGCGAUCGACGGCGGCGACAAUGGCGACCCCGAAGACCCAGACGAUGAGGAUGAAGAGUGUGAGACUUUGACCACCUCCCACCUCACAGCAUCCUGCACCUUCCUUACCGACGCUGGUACUUCCACACAAACGUCCUGUACCAGCAUCUAUGAGACAAUCACCGGCUGCGACGUCACGGGUGUGACUUCCACCUACGCCACGACUGCGUGCAUCAACACCAACACCCGAGCCACGGACGUCAGCGUCAGCUGCUUCGCGACGAAUGUCACUACCACCGGUGGCACCACUAUUCAAGGGUCCGGAACUUGCACAGCUGUGAGCAGUUCGGUGAGAACGGGCUGCGAUCUCACGGGUACGACCACGAGUAUCACGAGCUUUGCGGAGGAGCAGUGCGACCACAAGCCGUCGGACGUGGAUGUUGAGUUGGCAACAGUGGAUAUGAAGAUGUUGCGGAGGAGCGAGAGUAGCGAGGCUACUGUUACAGGGGAGACUUUGGCUGCUGCUGCUACUACAACGGCCGCCAUCAGUACUCGUGGGAAGAAGUGGUGGGCAGCAUUUGGGUUUUGA
Messenger RNA from Zymoseptoria tritici IPO323, 1098 nucleotides. RefSeq lists its product as uncharacterized. The record is from RefSeq and is a predicted model, not a curated record. NCBI's taxonomy places the organism in Eukaryota, Fungi, Ascomycota, Dothideomycetes, Mycosphaerellales, Mycosphaerellaceae. Bases 1 to 1098 code for a protein of 365 amino acids. The transcript is spliced from 2 exons.